Messenger RNA from Mycena indigotica, 2715 nucleotides. Its product is annotated as Glycoside hydrolase family 95 protein. NCBI's taxonomy places the organism in Eukaryota, Fungi, Basidiomycota, Agaricomycetes, Agaricales, Mycenaceae. The record is from RefSeq and is a predicted model, not a curated record. Gene Ontology annotation, molecular function: alpha-L-fucosidase activity. Bases 1 to 2715 code for a protein of 904 amino acids. Gene Ontology annotation, biological process: carbohydrate metabolic process. The transcript is spliced from 17 exons.
AUGGGAAACCGAAAUAGUGUGGAAUGUGACAGGCGGCCCGUCGUCUUUGUCGUUGACGGUCAUGUGCCAAUGCAGACUCUCCUUCUUUCCACCGAAAUAGCCCCGCCAGCGUGGCCUUAUAUUCUAGAUGAAUCCAAAUUUCUUCUCUCACUGCUGUUCAUGUGGCUUCGACGGGUUUUCACAGUCGUUCCAAUCGUCGCCAAGUCUAUCGCUGCGCCGCCAGGUUUUCCGGCCUCAGGAAAUGGACUUUGGUAUAAAGGUGAAGACGGGACCCCCGAAAUUCGGAUUGUAGACCAACCGCUUUCAGACGGUGGUGCGUUCUGGUCCAGGACAUGGCUACCCCUCGGAAAUGGCUAUCUGGGAGCGAUGACACCUGGUGGCACAUCUCAAGAAAUAACACAGCUUAAUAUUGAAUCUUUGUGGUCUGCUUUUCUUACUUCCAAUUCGCCACAGACCUAUAAUGGUGGCAAUAAGCAGCCCAACGAGGCGCCAGCGAUGGCCAUUGCCAUGCAGCAGUACCGACAAGCCAUCUUCUCCAGCCCCACUGGCAACAUCGACAAUAUCGACUCACUGGCAACUGAUCCUGGAGCCUAUGGGUCUUUUGCUGGCGCUGGCUAUCUGAUUUCCACCUUGAACACGACGGGUCCCGUUUCCGACUAUGGGCGGUGGUUGGACCUCGACCAGGGCAUUUCUCGGACAACCUGGUCGCAGAAUGGAACCGUUUUCAUACGUGAAACGUUUUGCUCUAACCCGACUCAGGCUUGUACCCAUCACAUCUCUGCCCGCUCAGGCACCCUUCCGUCGGUAUCCGUUGCAUUUUCUUCUGCUCUGGAAGACGGUCUACCAACCCCCAAUAUCACGUGUCUCGAUUCCUCGACUCUUCGCAUCCGUGGGACUGCAAGUCUCCCUGGUAUGCUUUAUGAGCUCCUAUUUCGCGUUCGUAGCACGGGAGGAAAAGUCACUUGCACUUCGCUUGGCUCUGCGAACGCGACUGUUCUCGUCAGUGGUCACGCCACCGAGACUUGGAUCACGUGGGUAGGAGAAACUGAGUUUGACCAAAACGCAGGGGACUUAGCACACGGCUUCUCGUUCCGUGGACCUGACCCUCAUGCUACUGUCUUACAACUCAUCAAUGAUCCAGCCGUUUCAAAGGCGUCUUACACCGCUAUGCGAUCCCAACAUUUUGCUGACUUCGGUGCUACGUUUGGCAAAUUUGAAUUGUCUCUUGGACAGACCCCACAACUAUCACAACCUACCGACUCUCUUAUCGCGGCGUACCAAAUUGAUCAGGGCAAUCCGUAUCUUGAGUGGCUCAUGUUCAACUACGGCAGAUACUUGCUUGGUAGUAGUGCCAGAGGAAUAUUGCCUUCAAACCUUGGUGGUGUUUGGGGAUUGGGGUACUCUAACGCGUGGAGCUUUGAUUACCACUCCAACAUCAACAUCCAAAUGAACUAUUGGAGUGCCGAGAUGAGCAACCUGGACGUAACAUCCUCCCUAUUCAACUACUUCGAGAAAAACUGGGCUCCGCGAGGAGCUUACACUGCACAGGUUCUGUACAACAUAUCUCGAGGAUGGGUGACACACAAUGAGAUGAACAUAUUCGGUCACACUGGAAUGAAGUACUACCCUGGGUUUGCAGAGUGGGCGAACUAUCCGGAGAGCGGCCCGUGGAUGGCAAUUCACAUAUGGGAUCACUAUGAAGUGAGCCAAGAUACUCUCUGGUGGCGCACUCAAGGGUGGCCAUUGAUCAAGGCGAUUGCUGGGUUUCAUUUGGACAAACUAAUACCAGACGAGAAAUUCCACGACGGCACACUCGUCGUAGCACCAUGUAAUUCUCCUGAACAGGCUCCUAUUACGUUCGGCUGCGCUCAUGCUCAGCAACUGAUCUGGCAAUUAUUCAACUCAGUCGAAAAGGGGUUCGCAGCAUCAGGCGAUACUGAUACCGCCUUUCUUGAAGAGGUACGAGCGAAGAAGGCCGCCAUGGACAAAGGCUUGCGCAUCGGCCGAUGGGGUCAACUUCAGGAAUGGAAAGUUGAUCAAGACUCGCCCACCGAUACCCAUCGUCACCUCAGUCAUCUGAUAGGUCUCUAUCCGGGUUAUGCGAUCGCUUCGUUUGAUCAGGGCACGCAAGGCAACUUGAUCAUAAAUGGCUCUCGUGCGACAUAUAACAAGGCACAAAUUAUCGACGCAACCACGGUCAGCUUGGUGCAUCGGGGUAAUGGGACUGGCCCCGACGCUGACUCGGGUUGGGAGAAAAUGUGGCGGGCGGCAGCAUGGGCACAGCUGAAGAAUCCAGCGCAGUUCUAUCAUGAGCUCACAUAUGGAAUUUACGAAAACUUUGCUGAGAACCUAUUCAGCCUUUACAAUCCAUUCGAUGCUACCCCGAUAUUCCAGAUCGACGCCAAUUUAGGACUACCGGCGGCAAUUUUGAACGCUCUCCUUCAAGCGCCGGAUGUCGAAGCUCUUUCAACUCCACUGACAAUCACCUUACUUCCAGCUUUGCCCGCGACAUGGUCCACUGGCUUCAUUAAAGGAGCGCGUGUUCGCGGUGGAAUCACUGUUGAUUUAGCUUGGACGAAUUCAAAGCCGACGCGCGCUUCCUUCCAGGUUGACGCGCAAGUAGUGUCGCGGCCGGUCCAAGUGGUGUUUGGUAACAAGAUGGUUACCUCAUUCAAGACUAGCGGCGGCUUCCGUCGCACUAUGACAAGUUUCUAA